UCAGACCUUCAAAUAUAGGAACUCAAGGCAUUCGCUCUCUUAACUCACAUUGUUUUAUAAUAUUUUAGUUAAACCAUUAAACAAACGGUGAUAUUAACAAAACAAGUAAUAAACGCAAUAAGCGUCACACAAGCGUCACAAAUGUGGCUACAGAUUCAGAAUCAUGAAUCAGAAACGCUAUAAUCAAAUGCGUUCCAUAAAUCGCAACCAGGAUCAUGGCCUGCAGCAAAUCCUGCAACCUUCAGCUGCGGGUCAGUUGCCACCAGGACAAAGUGGCAAUCAAGGACAACAGACUGUGCGCCGCAAGAUGACCUACACACGAACAGAGUUACUAUGCCGAGGAUUGCCCACAACUCAAGCUCCUCGUCGCUCGCCGCGUAAUCGUGGUACUUAUGCCCAAGGAAACACUAUCCAAACAUCGAUUGCACCACACACACCACUCUCAGCUGGUCAUGGCAAUGCCACAUCCACAAAACAACGCAGCAAUUUGCCACGUGUAACCAGACUACAAUCACCGAAUCGAAAUCUCACUCGAAUGCGUACGGAAAUGGAUAUCAAACCGGAGCCUCUACAGAUGAAGAAGACACCUCGUAACCCCAACACGCCACAAGUAAGUCACUGUAGUAUUCCUAUGCCAAUUCCCGGUGGAGGACAUCGGAACAUUCGUGUUGAGGGUAGUGGUAUACCUAUAUUGGAUAGAUCCCGGAAUCGGGAAUGUAAUCUUAAGCAGCGAGAAUGCGAUAAUAAGGAGCAAAUAGAAGUACUUGAAUUUAAUGAUACAAGUAGUCGAAGCAGCAGUCCUGUGAAUCUAUCGAGGAUGGGUAAACCCAUAUCACUGCCAGGUGAUCCACAAAACAAGAGCUUUGUGUAUCUAUGCAAGCCGGUGAAGAAGGUCAAGGAGUUGCUUACAGCACGUCAGUUGCGUCACAGUUGUGAGAAUCUGGAAAUGAUUGGAUUUGAAAAGUCAUUACCUCUUGAAAAGACCAAUUCCGAGGAGAUGCUGCACAGCAAGGCCCUGGAACAGGGUUUGGAACUAUCAUCAAUUACGGAGAUGAGUAUCACUCCGACCAGUUCGAUAGGCAGUCGUCUUCAGUUGCCCAAGCAGAAUCAGCAGAAACAUCUCGAGGAUAAUAAUCAGGAGCGAUUGAUUUAUCAGCUAAAUGAGUUGCGACAGCGUGAGCAUUACAUAUGCCAAAAGGAGCAGCGGGAAAAGGAAAUGAAUAUGGUUUGUCAGAAUUUACCAACUUUGCAGCAUGAAAUCCGUUUGCUGCAGGAACUCAAUGUGAAGCUGGAGAGUACACUCCGAGGAUCGAAUGCGGUGAAUCAGAGAAGCAACAAUAUGUUCUCCUAUGACAUAGAUCGUCAAUCCUCGACUACCUACUAUACACCACGUUGUGGUCCCAUGCUGUUUGUGGAGAUGCCUCUACUCCAGGUGGGAUUUCUACAUAUAGAGCAAAGGGCCAAGAUCAUUCAAAGGGUUAAUGUUGUGGCAUUUGCACAUAGUUUGGCUGUGGUCCGGGAAUUUCGCAUUGAGACCAAGACCCUCAAUGAGCUGAAGGCCAGCGAUGAAACGCAAUGUUUCUAUUUGCCACAACCCAAAGUGGAUCAUCAGCAAUCUCUAAUGAAUAUUAAUUCACCGGAGUGUAAUCCUCCCCCAUUGCAUUGUACCAAUUUACGAAUGAUUCGCGAGAAUCCUAAUGUUUUAAUACAACAGCUACGUCGAGGAAGUGGUUCAUUUAAUCUCCUUGAUCAUGACAUAUUCAUGUUUAUCAAUAGUUUGGCCAAGAAAACGGAAGAGGAUUUCCUCUAUUCCAGCCUGGCAGUAGGUAUACCCUCCAAGGAGAACUCAGGGUAUCAUCAUCAGCAGCUUCAGACACUUCAAAAUCAAUUGCAGGAUGUGCCAAGUGGAUCCAAGCAGGUGAAUAGCACAACACAAACCGAGGAGGAGGAGGCUCCGGUACAAGAUCAGACACCACCUCUUGAUCCUCCUCAAACAAAUUUAAUUCCAACACAAACAAAACCGAAAAAGAAGUUGAAAAAGCCAAAGCAACAAGUGGUAACUACUAGAAAUUCAAGACUUAUCAAAAGAUCACCCAUUCAGAGCAAUGUGGAGCCCAAGGUACGAUUGAAGCUAUUCAAGACCGUGCUGGUGGGACUCGUACAAGUUGCUGUAUUUCUAGUCCUCAUCAUGGCCUUUAUGUAUCCGGAUGCAAGUUGUUCAAUGACCACAAAAAGCCAACAGAUCAAAUAAAACCAAAUACAAAAAAAAAAAACAAAAACCAAAGAGGCGCUAAAAAAUCAAAAUUUAUACGAAAAUGCAAGGAUUAUCGGCUGGGAUCGGAUCUGCAAUUUCCUAUUUCCAAUUUCCUAUCUACAUAUAUCCAGGUGAAAGUCCGAUCCCCAUGCCUCGCUCUAAGAAUAUAUCAAAAAUAAUAUAUCGCCAAUUUGGUUUGAGUUAACACUUGGUUUUUUCAAAGCAUUCGUUUCUUCGUUUAAUUCAAAUAAAAUUUCAUGUGUUAUAUAUGAA
Drosophila serrata is the source of this 2527-nucleotide messenger RNA. RefSeq lists its product as uncharacterized. The record is from RefSeq and is a predicted model, not a curated record. NCBI's taxonomy places the organism in Eukaryota, Metazoa, Arthropoda, Insecta, Diptera, Drosophilidae.